Molecule: messenger RNA, 2876 nt
Organism: Malus domestica (apple)
Lineage: Eukaryota; Viridiplantae; Streptophyta; Magnoliopsida; Rosales; Rosaceae
Product: pentatricopeptide repeat-containing protein At3g14730
Molecular function (GO): protein binding
Source: RefSeq, a predicted model, not a curated record
AGUCCGGAAAGAUAUUGAGAGAGAGAAGCAGGCAGGGAGAGGCAGAACCCAGGUGGGAAAAAAGAUGGGGUGGAGUGAAAAUGUUAACGGAAAGUUGACGGAAUUAUUAAUUAUGAGCUUUAUUUUUAGCAGACUUUAUCACAAAGAUUUUAAGUUUGAAUUUUUUUUUCUAUGGUAUUAACUUCCGAUUAUCCUAUGACAACGGAGACCAUUAAAAGCCAUUAUUUUGUGACAUACGAUAGUUAGGAAUUGGAGUUCCUUGUGGUUCAAUGCAACUUAUAUUUUUCUGGAGAAUAGAAGUCACCUGUGAAAUCGCGAUUUAUGGAACUUGGAAGCAGCGUUUCGUAAAGCCGAGAAAUUCAUAGUUUCUAAAUAACUAGAUAAAUAUCUUUGCAAAAAUUCAUGGUGCUGUGAUCAGACACCGACGCUCCUGAUGAACAAAGCCACCAAUUUGUUCAGGAACCCAUCUGUUUCUCUGCGCCUCAGCUCCUCCUUCUCGCACUCCGCUGCCCGGUCGCCUGCUCAGUCGCCGCACGACCUCGCUGCCUGCAUAGCUUCCCUUCAAGCAUGCGCCCGCCGCCAGAAUCUCAGAAAAGGCAAGCAAGUCCACUCAUUUAUGCUCGCCAAUGGCUUCCUCCGUUCCCCUCUCUCCACCACCAGCCUUAUCAACAUGUACUCCAAGUGCAACCAGAUGGACGACGCCGUUUCGACUUUCAAUUAUCAGUCUUUUGACCACAAUGUGUUUGCUUACAAUGCUGUCAUUGCUGGGUUUAUAGCAAACGGGUUGGGUAGAGAUGGGUUCGAGUUUUAUAGAAGAAUGCGGUUUGCCGGUGUUAUGCCGGAUAAGUUUACGUUUCCGUGUGUGAUUAGGGGUUGCAGCGGGGUUCUGGAGUUGAGGAAGAUUCAUGGGUUGGUGGUGAAAUUUGGGUUGGAGUUGGAUGUGUAUGUUGGCAGUGCUCUGGUGAAUACGUAUUUGAAAUUGGGGUUGAUGGAGGAGGCACAGGAAGUGUUUGACGAAUUGCCUGUUAGAGAUGUUGUGCUUUGGAAUGCAAUGGUUAAUGGGUUUGCGCAGAUUGGGCUGCUUGAGGAGGCUUUGGCGGUGUUUAGUAUGAUGGGUGAGGAAGGGGUUGUGCCGAGUAGGUUUACCGUGACUGGGGUCUUGUCUAUUUUCGCUGUGAUGGGUGGUUUUGACAAUGGGAGAGCGGUGCAUGGGUUUGCGACGAAAAUGGGGUAUGAUUCAGGUGUUGAGGUUUUGAAUGCGUUGAUUGACAUGUAUGGGAAAUGCAAGUGUGUUGGAGACGCCUUGAAGAUUUUUGAGAUGAUGGUUGAGAAGGAUAUAUAUUCGUGGAACUCAAUUAUUGCAGUGCAUGAGCAUUGCGGUGAUCACGAUGGGACUCUGAGGCUUUUUGAUAGAAUGUUAAGGGGUGGAGUUCUUCCUGAUUUGGUAACCAUCACGACUGUCCUUCCAGUGUGUGCUCGUCUGGCAGCAUUGAUGCAUGGUAGAGAAAUUCAUGGAUAUAUGAUUAAAAAUGGGUUGGAGAAGGAUGUGAAUGUUGAUGACGUGCAAAUCACCAAUGCAGUUAUGGACAUGUAUGCAAAAUGUGGGAGCAUGAGAAAUGCUUAUAUGGUUUUCAAUAAGAUGAGGAAUAAGGAUGUUGCAUCCUGGAACAUCAUGAUCAUGGGUUAUGGCAUGCACGGAUAUGGCAGUAAGGCGUUGGAUAUGUUCUCUGAUAUGUGCAAAGUACAAAUGAAGCUUGAUGAGGUUACAUUUGUUGGGGUUUUGUCUGCGUGCAGCCAUACAGGUUUAGUCAGAGAAGGGCGUGAAUUCUUGAGACAAAUGAAGUCGAAGUAUGGCGUGGUUCCAACCAUCGAGCAUUAUACUUGUGUGGUUGACAUGCUUGGUCGAGCUGGGCAUCUUGAGGAGGCAUAUCAACUGGUGCUAGAAAUGCCUAUCGAGACCAAUCCUGUGCUGUGGAGGGCAUUGCUAGCAGCAUGUCGACUUCAUGGGAACCAGGAUAUCGCAGAGGUCGCUGUGCAUAAGGUGAUUGAACUUGAUCCAGGUCACUGUGGUAAUUAUGUGCUGAUGUCCAAUCUUUAUGUAGCGAAUGGUCAAUAUGAUGAGGUAACAGAAGUUAGACAUUCAAUGAGCCAGCAGAAUGUGAAGAAGAUACCGGGCUGUAGCUGGAUUGAGCUGAAGGAUGGUGUGCAUGCUUUUAUUACUGGUGAUAGAGCCCAUCCUAAAGCUAACUUUAUUUAUGCCGAAUUAGACUCAUUGACUGCUCGUCUUGGUGAGCUCGGAUAUGUGCCUCAUUUCUAGAACUUGAUUUGUACUGAAGUCCAGCGUGGUUGUUCUCGAUGGAUAUUUUCCCCAUCUUCCCCUCAAUAGGCAGAAAACAAAACAAACAGGACAAUUGACAUUAAGAGUUACACCGGAGAGUGAAGAAUCCAUUUUACUUGCAUUUUUGGCCGAAGUGAUCUUGAUCUGCUCUUGCUUGGGGUGCAAGGUUGAUCACUGCACUCACUGAACCGCAGAAGGGAAUAGCUUACUACACUUGUGAAGAGACGGAAAUUGAAGAGACAUAAGAGAAACCAAAACUUAUUUCGAUGCUCUCAUUUGGGGUGCUCUGAAACGCUAUGCUGUGUUAGUCAGGAUUGCUGAAUGCUACUCGACCGUAGAUCUCAAACACGAAAUGGCUUGUGACUGUUUCGGUUCUUGGCAAUGUUUAAUCAGUGUUUGAAGACAGCUGCAGCAAUUUCAAGGACUUGACAAGCAUUUCUUCAGAACAUUAUGCAAAACAAACAAAUUUUGAGCCAUGAACAUUUUUAGUAUUUGUAAUUUGUUGUUUUACAAUGCAAUAUAUUUGUUUCUUUUUCCA